AUGGGGGGCAAGUCUGAGAACAAGGCCAACUAUUUCGACAAGCUCAAGGGCUUGCUCGAGGCCUACACGUCCAUCUUCAUCGUUGAGGUUGACAAUGUCAGCUCCCAGCAGAUGCACGAGAUCCGACAGGCUCUCCGAAGCAAGGGUGUUGUCCUCAUGGGCAAGAACACCAUGGUUCGCCGAGCCUUGAAGACCUUCAUCCCCGACUCCCCCGAGUACGAGCGUCUCCUCCCCCACGUCAAGGGCAACGUUGGUUUCGUCUUCACCAACGACGACCUUAAGGAGGUCCGUGACAUCAUCCUCGCUAACAAGGUCGCCGCUCCUGCUCGUGCCGGUGCUCUCGCCCCUGCCGAUGUCUGGGUUCCUGCUGGAAACACUGGUAUGGAGCCUGGAAAGACGUCUUUCUUCCAGGCCCUCGGUGUCCCCACCAAGAUUGCCCGUGGUACCAUUGAAAUCACCACUGAUCUCAAGCUCGUUGAGGCCGGCUCCAAGGUCGGUCCCUCCGAGGCCACGCUUCUCAACAUGCUUAACAUCUCUCCUUUCACCUACGGCAUGGGUAUCUCUCAGGUUUACGACCAGGGACAGUCUUUCCCCCCCAGCGUUCUCGACGUCGGUGAGGAGCAGCUCCUCAAGACUCUGUCUCAGGCUAUUGCCACCAUUGCCACUAUCUCUCUGGCUCUUAACUUCCCUACCCUGCCCUCAGUUCUCCACUCCGUUGUCAACAGCUACAAGAAGGUUCUUGCUGUUGCCAUCUCCACCGAGAUCACAUGGCCUGAGAUUGAGGAACUCAAGGACCGCAUUGCCAACCCCGAUGCUUAUGCUUCCGCCGCCCCUGCCGCUGCCGCUUCUGGUGGCGCUGCCGCCCCUGCUGAGGCUGAGAAGAAGGAUGAGUCCGAGGAGGAAGAUGAGGACGAGGAGGGCUUCGGCGGUCUUUUUCACAUCCACUUGAUGUACGACUGCCUUCCAGGACUUUGGUUGGGUUUACGACUUAUGUAUCUUAAAAAAGGGGCACAUAGAUCGUCUGCUGGACAAUUGAAUCUGUCGCGACGGUUACGAAUCAAGUUUUGGGACUCAACAUGCGAGUGA
Fusarium mangiferae is the source of this 1086-nucleotide messenger RNA. Its product is annotated as putative RPP0-acidic ribosomal protein L10.e. Gene Ontology annotation, cellular component: cytosolic large ribosomal subunit. The transcript is spliced from 3 exons. NCBI's taxonomy places the organism in Eukaryota, Fungi, Ascomycota, Sordariomycetes, Hypocreales, Nectriaceae. The record is from RefSeq and is a predicted model, not a curated record. Gene Ontology annotation, molecular function: large ribosomal subunit rRNA binding; structural constituent of ribosome. Bases 1 to 1086 code for a protein of 361 amino acids. Gene Ontology annotation, biological process: ribosome biogenesis; cytoplasmic translation; ribosomal large subunit assembly.